Morone saxatilis (striped sea-bass) is the source of this 1958-nucleotide messenger RNA. It is a transcript of the gene hinfp, whose product is annotated as histone H4 transcription factor. The record is from RefSeq and is a predicted model, not a curated record. NCBI's taxonomy places the organism in Eukaryota, Metazoa, Chordata, Actinopteri, Moronidae. Gene Ontology annotation, biological process: anatomical structure development; regulation of transcription by RNA polymerase II. The transcript has 9 exons. Gene Ontology annotation, molecular function: RNA polymerase II cis-regulatory region sequence-specific DNA binding; DNA-binding transcription factor activity, RNA polymerase II-specific. Bases 299 to 1771 code for a protein of 490 amino acids.
AGGAGACGGUUGCGCUGCACACAGCCCCGUUCCUGUUUACAUGAUGUCAGUGCUCUCUGUCAUUGUGCUGAAGCUCCUGUAGUCACAUUUUGACGCUCUUUGACGGUGUUCCGUGUAGUCGCCGUGGUGCAGGAGGAGGUUCGUGGAGCUGCUGAAGGUCUUACAGCUCAGAGACUGGACCCGGUUACCGACCAGCACCCGGUGUUAGCGAGCCACCCUGGACGUGCCACAGGUGAUGGUCUAAACCUUGGGCGACGUUUGUAGUUUGAGUCUGUUUCAAACGCGGCACACUUGAGAGAUGCCUCCGAACAAACGGAUCCACAAGAAAACACUUAAACUGGAGUGUGAGUGGAGUUCGUGUCAGGAGUCCUUCAGUCGGAUGGAGAACUUCUGUAAGCAUGCGGAGGGUCACCUUACUGCUGUGGACAUGGCGGAGGAGGACGAGGACGCAGAAGCAGAAGCAGAGAGAAACUGUCUUUGGAGAGACUGUGGUUUCUGUUCUGUGGAGGGUCCUGAGGAGCUGCGAAGGCACCUGUUCUUUCACUGUUACCAUACCAAGCUGAAGCAGCUGGGUCAGCAGGUGCUCAACGCCCAGCCAGAAAUCGGCACCUGCUCCAUCGGUUACCACAACCGCAACAACAUCCCUGAAAUCCCAGACAAUUUUCUCUGCCUUUGGGACGAAUGUGAGCAAUCUCCGUAUGAAAACCCAGAGUGGUUCUAUCGCCAUGUGGAGAUGCAUAGCAUGUGCAUGGAUAUACCAGCAGGAGACUGUGAAUUCCCAGUACGCUGUGGAUGGAAAGAUUGCGAAGCCACUGCAAAAGGACGUCCUAAGUUGCGGGAGCACCUGCGCAGCCACACCCAGGAGAAAGUGGUGGCAUGUCCAGGCUGUGGGGCGAUGUACGCCAACAACACCAAGUUCUUUGACCACAUCAUACGACAGAGCGCCAUGGAAGGUCAGCGGUUCCAGUGUUCUCACUGUUCCAAACGUUUUGCAACAGAGAGGCUGCUGAGAGACCACAUGAGAACCCACGUGAGCCACUACAAAUGCCCACUGUGUGACAUGACUUGUCCAUCGCCCUCUUCGCUGCGCAACCAUAUUAAGUUCCGCCACAGUAACGAGAAGCCAUACAGUUGUGAAUACUGCGAAUACAGGUGUAAGAAUUUGAUCGACUUGCGCAAACACCUGGAUACCCACAGCAGCGAUCCGGCGUUCCACUGCGACGUCCCCAGCUGCGAUUUCACCUCUCGGACCCUCGGCACCAUGAAGAUUCACCACAAAAGAGAACACGAGGGGAGUUUUGUUGCUCGCUACAAGUGCCACGUGUGCGACCAGUGCUUCACCAGGGGCAACAACCUAACUGUUCAUCUGCACAAAAAGCACCAAUUCAAAUGGCCCUCUGGACACCCCAGGUUCAGGUACAAGGAGCACGAGGACGGCUUCCUGCGGCUGCAGCUGAUUCGCUACGAGAGCGUGGAACUGACAGAGCAGCUAAUGAGGGAAAGACAGAACAGGCAAGGGGACGAGGAUGAGGACGGUGGCCAGACUGAAGGUCAGGAGCUAGAGGAAGAAUCCCCGGGGGCGGCUCCCACAGAGCUGCAGGUAGAACUGAGGGGGGUGCUGCUGGAGGAGCAGAGGACUGAGGAGCCCACCGACGGCCCUGAAGAGGACAUGUUGUACGUUCUCACUGGAGGUUUGUCACAAGCUGGGGAGGACUCUGUCAUGCAGCAACUCCAGGAUACUGCUCAGCAGCAGGGAAUGCAGGUGGUCUGACUGCCACAACAGCCCUGCAUACACGACCUACACAUGACAGGACAUUUUGUGGAAAACUGUGCUGUUUCACAGAUACAUUGAUAACAUAGGAUCUUGUGGGAUUUAAUGGGAGCUGGUACAGAGAUGUAGUUUCGAUUUUAGAAAGCGAGGCACUUUUUAAGAAAUUAAAACAAAGGGAUGCACACUC